UGCAGCAUAGUAACACUUUUUGAAUUAACUACUGUUAUCAAAUCUUAUUAUCAUGUCUUCUGAAUCAGUUGCGCCGUUCUCCGUCUCUGGCAAGACCGCCAUCGUCACAGGCGCUGGGUCAGGUAUCAACUAUGAGUUCGCUCAGAUCUUGCUCGCAAAGAAUUGCAACGUCGUCAUAGCAGACCUCUCCCUGCGACCAGAAGCCGAAGCUCUAGUCUCAAAAUACAAAGACUCCUCCCCUCGAGCAGUCUUUGUCAAAACAGACGUCACAUCCUGGAAAGAUCUCACAAACGUAUUCAAGACCGCCGUGAAAGAGUUUGGCGACUUUGACAUCGUUUGUCCCGGUGCAGGCGUCUACGAGCCUCAUUUUUCCAACUUUUGGCACCCUCCGGGUUCCGCAGAGUCUAAAGAUCCCCUUGAUGGUGAUCAUUAUAAGCUAUUGGAUAUUAAUCUCACGCAUCCUAUUCGUGCUACGCAACUUGCUAUCUCACAAUGGCUUCACGGCUCCCCCAAGAAAGUCUCACCCGAGAAUCCAAAGCGGGUGAUUCAUAUUUCCUCUAUUGCAGGUCAAUGCCCCGCGCUCAGAAGUCCUAUGUACGGAGCGAGCAAGUUUGGCAUCACAGGCUUCGUAAGAUGCCUCGCAGAAGUUGAGAAAAUUGGCGUUCGUGUCAAUGCCGUCGCACCUGGUUUAGUGCGCACCCCGUUAUGGACAGAACAUCCCGAGAAGUUAAAGUACGUGAAUGAGGGGCAGGAUGAGUGGGUUACACCACAAGAAGUUGCCGAGGCCAUGCUUCUCUGUGUGGAGAGUGACAAGUACCCUGGUGGAACAGUGCUUGAGGUUGGAAAGAACAACACUCGUUGUGUGCAGCUGUUCAAUGAUCCUGGACCUGAUACGAGUGGUCAGUCGAAGGGAGUUUCUAUUAGUAACACUGAGGAGGCGGAUAAGAGUAUUUGGGAGUGGCUUGGUGAUAAGUCAAUUUGGGGUUCAACUUUGUAAUCAUGUUAGUUAGUUUCUG
Messenger RNA from Fusarium oxysporum Fo47, 1016 nucleotides. RefSeq lists its product as uncharacterized. Gene Ontology annotation, molecular function: oxidoreductase activity, acting on the CH-OH group of donors, NAD or NADP as acceptor. The transcript is spliced from 2 exons. NCBI's taxonomy places the organism in Eukaryota, Fungi, Ascomycota, Sordariomycetes, Hypocreales, Nectriaceae. Gene Ontology annotation, cellular component: cytoplasm. Bases 53 to 997 code for a protein of 314 amino acids. The record is from RefSeq and is a predicted model, not a curated record.